GCCGGAAGCCUGGUUCGCUGACCGCGCGAAGGAUGGCGAAACAGAAGAGAAAGCUUACUGAAGUGAGAGAGAAAAAGAACAAGAAGUUCAAGAAGGCAUCAGCCAAGGAGGCACCUGAGGCCCCGCUGGGCACAGAGGAAGCAUGCCCCGAGGGAGAAGCAACUACCGUGGCCUUGCAGGAGACAGAUCCUGAGCUGUCCCCAGAGGAGAGGAGGAUCCAAGAACGGAAGCUGAAGAAGGAACGGAAGAAAGAGCAAAAGAAGCGCCUGCGGGAGGCUGGUCUCACGGCCCAGACCCCACCGGCCCAGCGCUCCGGGGCGCAACUGGCGCUAGACUACCUCUGUGGCUGGGCCCAGAAGUGCAAGAACUGGAAAUUUCAGAAGACGAGGCAGACCUGGCUCCUGCUGAACAUGUACAACAGUGACAAGGUUCCCAACGAGCACUUCUCCACCCUGCUGGCCUACCUGGAGGGGCUGAAGGGCCAGGCCCGAGAGCUGACUGUGCAGAAGGCUGAAGCCAUGAUGCAGGAGCUGGACGAAGAGGGUGCUGGCGACCCGGAGCCCCCGCUGCAGGAGAAGAUGCAGCGUGUCCGGCAGGUGCUGCAGCUGCUCUCCUAGGGCAGCCAGCCGGCAAGGCCACAGCUGCUGCAGUGCCUGGCGGCCCGCGCCUCUCAGGACCCAGCUUGAAUGCCUUCUUCCAGCAGUGGCCAGUGGCCUGGGGGCCUCCAGGUUCAAAGUCUUGUUCCCCCUGGUCACCAGGCCCAGGAAGGACUGCUUUUCUGACCUUCCUAUGUACAGAUCAUGUUGGCUUCGAUACCUUCACUGCAGCUCACAGUCCUGCCCCAGGGGCCUUCCAGCCCUUGAGGAAACUGCUUUCUGAGGGAAAUGUCUCUUUCUACCAGGGAUGCCUUAAUGAUUGAUCAGCGGCUGACCCUCCCCACCCUCUGCAGUCCUUACGUGCUGAGGUGCGAGGGUCCCCAGAAUUUGGGCCCUGUGCCAGAGGGCCCUGACUGGCUUGUCUUCUUGGCUCAGCAACCACCUGGGGCCAUUCCGCAGCCUCGCUGCCCGUGACAGGGAACCUCGGCUGUGUUUUCAAUAAAUGGGAGCCUGGGUUGGCUGAGGCGCUUGUUC
Molecule: messenger RNA, 1130 nt
Organism: Condylura cristata (star-nosed mole)
Lineage: Eukaryota; Metazoa; Chordata; Mammalia; Eulipotyphla; Talpidae
Gene: CHLSN
Product: chromosome unknown open reading frame, human C7orf50
Exons: 5
Coding region: 33-617 (194 amino acids)
Source: RefSeq, a predicted model, not a curated record